This is a messenger RNA of Adineta ricciae, 624 nucleotides long. The record is from the annotation of a GenBank genome assembly. NCBI's taxonomy places the organism in Eukaryota, Metazoa, Rotifera, Eurotatoria, Adinetida, Adinetidae.
AUGAACACGAUUUUAUCUACGAAACUCAAUGUUUGGGAACUGCGUAACCAUCCAGGUGUGACACGUUCACAAAAUACACAUAUAACUGCAACAGCGAAAGCUUUUUCAUUUGCUAAUUAUAUGGCAUUGGUGGAAUUAGUAUAUCAGAAUCUCCUUCGACUUGUUGUUUCGCAAAAUACAGAUGGUUUACCAUCAAUACUAUUAGCUGAACUGCUCGGAAAUUCAAAUUUGAAAAUUUGCCAGAAAAUGUCACACAAAGUAUCUACGCGAUUUCCAUACGCGUACAUCUUCUCAAGCACAUGGUCAUGCCAAACGCACCGAUGUUUGCUUGGUAUUAAGCUCUUCAUUACGGGUCAUUUCAGCUGUGAACAAAGAGGUAAAUUAGCCAUUGGCAAUCUACAAUCGACUCUAUUAGCUUCGUUAGCUAAAUUAAAUGUUCACAUAAUGUGUGAAGACCCCGUUCAUAGAUUAAUAGUGCAAUUAGAAAUUUCCAUACCCGAAUGGGAACUGUACCGGCGCAUUCGUGUGCCGAUAAAUCAGUACACUGUGUCUGUUAUGGACUUCGAUCUCAGUCAAGAUAUUACUUAUACAUUGUUUUCGACCAUUCAAGUCAACGUUAAAUAA